Ahaetulla prasina is the source of this 948-nucleotide messenger RNA. Its product is annotated as protein S100-A16-like. Gene Ontology annotation, cellular component: perinuclear region of cytoplasm. The transcript has 3 exons. Lineage: Eukaryota; Metazoa; Chordata; Lepidosauria; Squamata; Colubridae. The coding region runs from base 237 to 590 and encodes 117 amino acids. Gene Ontology annotation, molecular function: transition metal ion binding; calcium ion binding. The record is from RefSeq and is a predicted model, not a curated record.
AGCAAAACCCCAAAGAGGGCGAGGGGUGAGUGCGAUGGAAGAAAGAGGGAGACGGGGAGGGCAUUUUCUCUUUAAACAGAAGCCCGUCCUGGUCUCGUCACUCAGGGGCCGGGCGUAACUUCUCUUAGGACUAACUGACUUUAAAAGAAAUCGGCUUGGUUAAAGAGAGGCCAGUCGGACGGGCAGGCAGAGGGGCCAGGAUAGGAAAGCCGCCGGAGUCCAGCCAGACAACCACCAUGGAGGAUAAGGAAUGUCAGGAACCAUGGGGGGCUUUGGAAGCCAAGGGCAGCGGGAUGGAGACGGGUGAGACUCCGAAACUCGAGUCAGCUAUCCAAACUGUGGUGGACUAUUACAACAUAUACUCCAGCAAAGAAUUCCUCCUGUUCGGAAAAGUGGGGAUCAGAAAGUCGAACUUCAAAAAGAUGCUCGAAAGGGAUUUGAGCCACAUCUUGACGAACACCGACAACAAGGAGGAGGUGGAAAAACUGUUCAAGGACCUGGAUCGCGAUGGGGACGGGGUGAUCGAUUUCGACAAAUAUUGGGAUCUGAUCGGGAACAUUGCAAAGCCCAUCGCCCGCGAUAAACAAUAAUAGGUGGAAAUUAAAGGCGGCCGCUGAACCCAAGGAAAAUAAUCCACUGUAAUGACCCCAAAGCCCUCGGGCGUCAUUUCUAUCCCCCUAAAUUCCGUGCAUUUUGGAGCCGCUAGUCUUAAGAAUACCCCACGUGGAGCAGGGGAAAUUCGGGGCAGGGGAGCCUCAGAAAUUAAGGGAGCUGUCAAACUGUGAUUUAUACUGCAAUAAAGCUUGGUGCCUCAAAACCCAGAAUUGCUUCUACUUUCUUUGUGAACUCUUUCUCCUCCAACAAGCUUCCGGUCCUCAUCGAGGACGGACGAGGCCAACUGUUGUCUCUCUGCAACAAAACGCAUCUCGUCCCCCGACAUACAACGUC